AUGGGACGCUCGGCCUGCCCCGCGGAGCCGGCCAGGCGGGGGCCCUCCGCCCGCUCCGCUGGGCCUGCAGAGCCGCGCCGGGACCCGAUGCCCGGCGGCGGCUGGGCCCGGGCGGGGUGGCGGCCCUGCUGGCGCGUGGGCACGGGCUGCCCCCGCCUGGCCACGUGCCGAUCUGGCCGGCUGCUCCCCCGCCCGCCCGCCCGCCCCGGCGGGGAGGAGGGGGGCGAGGCUCGCGAGAUCUGGCAGCGGAGAGCUGGGCUGGCCGGAGGGGCGCCGAUCCUGCCCGCCCGGAGUGGCCACACGCAGCCCGGCCGGCAGCAGCAGCAGCGGCGCCUCCGCGGCAGAGACCCCACCCCACCCCUGGCCAAGGACAAGGCAGGAGGGCGAGAUCAGGCCCUGUCUGUCCUCCGGGUGGAGCGCCCAGAGAAGGAGGCCUCUGCCCCAGACUCCAGAGCAGGUUCCCUGGGGAGGCCUCCAAUCACCGGAAUGGUCCACAGUCAAGGCAGCACAAGGCCCAUGGGCCGGUUCUGGGCCCAGAGCCGCCCCCUCCUCCUGCUGCUGCUGCUCUCCGUAGCCGGGGCCGCAUCUGCCCAGAGCGAUGAGGUGACGGUGAGCACUCAGACGGGCCGGGUCCGCGGCACCCGGAUGUCGGUCCUCGACGGCAACAUCUCUGCUUUCCUGGGCAUCCCCUUUGCGGAGCCCCCCGUGGGGAGGCUGCGGUUCCUGCCCCCUGAACCCAAAAGGCCGUGGGGCGGCACUCGGGACGCCUCCUUGUACCAACACGCCUGCUACCAGUAUGUGGACAAGUCAUACCCGGGGUUCCACGGUACCGAGAUGUGGAACCCCAACCAGGAGAUGAGCGAGGACUGCCUCUACCUCAACAUCUGGGUGCCCUCGCCGCGCCCCAAGAACGCCACUGUCCUGGUCUGGAUUUACGGGGGCGGCUUCUCCAGCGGCUCUUCUUCCCUGGAUGUCUAUGAUGGCCGCUUCCUGACAUACACGGAGAAGGUCAUCUUGGCCUCCAUCAGCUACCGUGUCGGGGCUUUUGGAUUCCUGGCCCUGCCAGACAGCCCAGAGGCCCCGGGCAAUGUGGGGCUCCUCGACCAGCGCCUGGCCCUGCAGUGGAUCCAGAACAACAUCCACUACUUUGGGGGUAAUCCGAAAAUGAUAACCAUCUUUGGAGAGAGUGCCGGGGCAGCUUCCGUCGGGAUGCAUCUCCUAUCUGCCCAAAGCCGGCCCCUCUUUAAGCGGGCGAUUUUGCAAAGUGGGUCCCCCAACGCGCCGUGGGCCACCAUCAGUCCGACGGAGAGCCGUCGCCGUGCCACCCAACUAGCCAAGCUGGUGGGCUGCCCCUCCUCCAAUGAUUCGGAGAUGGUGAGCUGCCUGCGGAACAAAGAGCCCCAAGAACUGAUCGACAAGGAAUGGCUGGUCCUGCCGUAUGACAGCGUCUUCCGCUUCUCCUUCGUACCGGUCAUCGAUGGCAGCUUUUUCCCCGACACACCUGAAUCCAUGCUCAGCACCAAGAACUUCAAGGAGACCCAGGUCCUGGUGGGGGUGGUGAAAGACGAGGGCUCCUAUUUCCUCAUCUACGGGGCGCCCGGCUUCAGCAAGGACAAUGACAGCCUCAUCAGCCGGGAGGACUUCCUGGAUGGGGUGCGGAUCGGGGUGCCCCACGCCAACGAGAUCGCGGCCGAGGCCGUGGUGCUGCAGUACACUGACUGGAAGGACGAGCACAACCGUGAGAAGAACCGGGAGGCCAUGGACGACAUAGUGGGAGACCACAACGUCAUCUGCCCCGUCAUGCACUUCGCCGCCCGCUACGCCGAGCACGGAAACAAGAUCUACACCUAUCUUUUCGACCACCGGGCCUCCAACCUCAUCUGGCCGCUGUGGAUGGGCGUCCCGCACGGCUACGAGAUCGAAUUUGUCUUUGGGCUGCCGCUGAACAACAGCCUAAACUAUACCGAAGAGGAAAAAGCCUUAAGCCGGCGAAUGAUGCGCUACUGGGCCAACUUCGCCCGCACUGGGGACCCCACGGAGCCCUCGGAGAGGGGGCAGGUGUGGCCCCCCUACAGCCUGUCUGAGCAGAAGUAUGUCAAGCUGAACACGCAGCCGCUGGAGGUGGACCGCAGCCUCCGUGCCCAGAUCUGUGCCUUCUGGAACCGGUUCCUUCCCAAAUUGCUCAACGUGACAGACAACCUUGAGGAGGCCGAGCGGCAGUGGAAGGUGGAGUUCCACCGCUGGAGCUCCUACAUGAUGCACUGGAAGCACCAGUUUGACCACUACAGCAAGCAGGACCGCUGCGCGGAGCUGUGAGACGGGAGCGGAGGGGGGAC
Molecule: messenger RNA, 2336 nt
Organism: Euleptes europaea (tarantolino)
Lineage: Eukaryota; Metazoa; Chordata; Lepidosauria; Squamata; Sphaerodactylidae
Gene: ACHE
Product: acetylcholinesterase (Cartwright blood group)
Exons: 5
Coding region: 1-2316 (771 amino acids)
Biological process (GO): choline metabolic process; acetylcholine catabolic process
Cellular component (GO): plasma membrane
Molecular function (GO): acetylcholinesterase activity
Source: RefSeq, a predicted model, not a curated record